Molecule: messenger RNA, 1527 nt
Organism: Odobenus rosmarus divergens (Pacific walrus)
Lineage: Eukaryota; Metazoa; Chordata; Mammalia; Carnivora; Odobenidae
Gene: ZNF517
Product: zinc finger protein 517
Exons: 4
Coding region: 1-1527 (508 amino acids)
Biological process (GO): regulation of DNA-templated transcription
Source: RefSeq, a predicted model, not a curated record
AUGGCGGGGCCACUUGUGACGCCUACACUCCAGAUAGCCCCCAGACAGCAGGGUUUGUGGUUGCAGGAGGCCAUUGUGUUUGAGGACGUGGCCGUGUACUUCACAAGGAUAGAAUGGAGUUGCCUGGCCCCCGACCAGCGGGCGCUGUACAGGGAUGUGAUGCUGGAGAACUACGGGCACAUGGCCUCGCUGGGCUUUCUUGUUGCUAAACCAGCACUGAUCUCCCUCUUGGAGCAAGGGGAGGAGCCAGGGGCUUUGAUUCUGCAGGGGACUGAGGAGCAAGGGUCCACAGCCAGCCUAUGCCCAGAUUCUAGGAUGCAGGCUGGGAUCAAGGAAUUUUGUCUGAGGAGAGUGUCUUCUAAGCAGUUAGGACCACUGGGCACGCUUUGGGGGCGCCUCCCUGGGGGAAGACCCAAGUUUCCUGAACGGAAUGGCAGUCCUGAGGAUGGGUUAGAUAAACGACCCCUCAACCCCAAGACAGGCGGCCCUGCCGGGGACCUUAGCACAUCCCCCGCGGCCCUGGAGGAGAAGCAGCGAGGCUUGGGCCCUGCGGAUGCUGUAGGGGAGAGGGCAUACAGGUGUGCCUGUGGCAAGGCCUUCAAGUACAACUCACUGCUGCUCAGGCACCAGGUCAUCCACACGGGGGCCAAGCCCUACCAGUGCACCGAGUGCGGCAAGGCCUUCAAGCAGAGCUCAAUCCUCCUGAGACACCAGCUGAUCCACACUGAGGAGAAGCCCUACCAGUGCAGCGAGUGUGGGAAGGCCUUCCGGCAGAGCACUCAGCUGACAGCGCAUCACAGAGUCCACACUCGGGAGAAGCCCUACGAGUGCGGCGAGUGCGGAAAGGCCUUCGGCCGCAGCUCCCGGCUCUGGCAGCACCAGAAGUUUCACACGGGGGAGAAGCCCUACGAGUGCGGUGAGUGCGGGAAGGCCUUCUGCCGCAGGUUCACCCUCAAUGAGCACUGCCGCAUCCACAGCGGGGAGAGGCCUUACACGUGUCUGCAGUGCGGGCAGCGCUUCAUCCGUGGGUCCUCACUGCUCAAGCACCACAGACUGCAUGCCCGGGAGAGCCCCCAAGAAGACAACGGCUGUCAGAAGCCCCUGCUCAGCGCGGCACAGAAGACUGCCUCGGGGGACAGGCUCUACCAGUGCUCCGUGUGCCAGAAGCCCUUCAAACACAACUCCUUGCUCCUCCUGCACCAGAGGCUGCAUACGGGUGAGAAGCCGUUCGAGUGCAGGGAAUGUGGCAAAGCCUUCAGCCGGAAGUCCAACCUCACGCUGCACCAGAAGACCCACACCAAGGAGAAGCCCUUUGCCUGCACGGAGUGUGGCAAGGCUUUCCGCAGGAGCUACACACUGAACGAGCACUACCGGCUCCACAGCGGGGACAGGCCGUACAGGUGCCAGACCUGCGGGAGGGCCUGCAGCCGGCUGUCCACCCUCAUCCAGCACCAGAAAGUCCAUGGCCCAGAGUGUGCCCAGGACGGCGGGAAGGACAGACGGUUUCCCCACUGGGCUCCCCAUUGA